Molecule: messenger RNA, 3070 nt
Organism: Paramecium sonneborni
Lineage: Eukaryota; Ciliophora; Oligohymenophorea; Peniculida; Parameciidae
Source: the annotation of a GenBank genome assembly
AUGCAGGUAAAUCAAUUAGAAAAUUUUAGAACUGAACAAGAUAAUUGUAACUUUUUUCAAUUUAUAUAAUGAUAGGUAAUCAUACCUCACAUGGCUAAUCUGGUAGACUAUUACUAGAUAGUGGAUAAAGAGAAAAAUAAUAAACUAUUGAAAAAAUUAAAAAAGCCUUAAAAACUAAUAAAGAAACCCUCCACACUUUAAGAGCUACCGACUUAGUUUCAGACAGUAAAAACUUGUAUAAUAGUCAUAUAUAUUAAUAGAAGUAUUGCAGGUCGAUCUCAAAUUAAAUUAUUACAUUAUGGUCCUUAAUAUACGGGUAAACCUCCUAAAAACAAAAAAAACAAAGAUGAAAGUCCUUUCCUUAUAGAUUCAUAAUCAGCUGAAGAAAUUGAAGGAUUUAGUAACCAAGCUUGGAAACAAUACCCUUUAGAAAUUUUGAUGAUAAUUUUAAGAUUUAUAAGUUUCAUUACCAAAUCAAACUUUGCUACAAGCUUCAGACUUAUAAACAGAAAUGUUUUUGAAAUUAUUGGAGACAAGUCAGCAUAUUUUAGAUAUUAUUUAUUUAAUGAUUAUUUCAAAUAUGAAGUAUUGAUGUAAAUUAAUUUAAGAAACCAAGCCCAUAUGAAAAAAUGAAAUAUUAAUUAAAUCAAUAAGUAUUUGUCCCUCUUAGAAAGAUGAAGGUUUAUAAUUAUUUAAAUAAAAAUAAAUUAAUAUUACGCCCUGAAUCAAUUACUUCAAUAGCAUGGAAUAUAUAUAUACUAACCAUUUUAAAUAUGAAUGUGUUAUAUGUUAGUGCGAGAGUCGCGUUUAAAUUUGAUACCAAUAACUCACUUGAUGAUAGUUUUUAAUAAUUUAGAUGGGUUUUAUUUGAUGUUCUCCCCUCGUAUUCUUUUAUUUUAGAAAUAUUAAUUAAAUUUAAUACCUGUUUUUAUCAUAAAGGUACAGUUAUCGAAAAUAGAUAUCAAAUAGCCAAAAAUUAUUUAAGAACAUGUAAUAAUGUAAAUAAUAAUAUGUAGCAUUUUUUUUUGAUGUUUUUGUUAUCAUACCGUUUUUCUUAAGUCUUCGUUUUCAAUUAGAUUAUUUAGAUUUAGUUCUUAUUUUAAAAGUUUUUUAGAUAACUAAAUUUAGUGGGAAUUUAUUUGAUAGACUUGAACUCACAUCAAGUUAAAUUGCUAUUUUUGAUUUAGUUAAAUUAGGGUACACUAUUUUAGCAGUUGCUCAUUUUUGUGCAUGUUUAUGGUUUUUAGUUGGCACUACUGGAGAUGAUACAAAUACUUGGGUUAUAAAAAAUGAUUUAUAAGAUCAGCCUUGGCUUAAUUAAUAUUUAACAUCAUUUUAUUUUAGCAUAGUAACAAUGACAACUAUAGGAUAUGGAGAUAUAACUCCAUAAAAUUUAAGAGAAAGAAUAUUUACUAUUGGUAUGACUGUCGCUGCUGUUGGUAUUUUUGGAUACUCAAUUGGUAAUAUAAAUAAUAUAUAUGCUGAUUGGAGUAGAAAGACAUAUGAAUUUAGAUAGAAUAUGAAUGAUCUUAAGAAAUAUAUGAGAUUAAAGGGAUUAGAUAAACAUUUAGCUGAAAAAAUAAGAAAGUAUUUUGAAUAUGUUUGGUGUGAUGCUGAAGAAGAAAAUGAUAGAGAAGCCUUUAAAUUUGCAGAAUAAAUUCCAAUUUAAUUAUAAGAAGAAAUGAAAAUUGAUAUCAAUAUGAAAAUUGUUAAGAAAAUUAAAUUUUUGACUGACAAUUUUAGUGAUUAAUUUUUAAUUUAAUUAUCAAAGAAUUUGCUUGAAGAGAAAUUUGCCCCUGAAUAGAUUAUAUAUAAAGUAUUUAAUAUAUAUACCCUAGUAAAAUGAAGUAAGUGAUUAUCUAUACAUACUCUAAAAAGGAGAAGUAUAAUUUUAUGUUACUUUAAACAACAAACAAGAAUCAUAAAAAGUAUUAGAAUCAUAUUCUGGUGAUUCAUAACCUUUUGGUGUUCUUGAGUUCUUUGAAAAAUAGAAUUAUUAAGUAUCAUGUAAAUCUACUUAAUUUACAUAUUUACUCAAAAUUCAUAGAAAUUAAUUUAUUGAUUUAUUAUAGCAAAAUUCAAAAGAUUAUGUAUUAAAUGAUUUUUUAAUUAGUCAACAUUUUGUUAAAUGAGAGAUUAAGUAACAUUUUCAAAUGCUUAGGGUAUUGUUGAUGUUUCAUGUCGAGCAUGCAAUAAAACAUCGCAUAUAAUUAGAGAAUGUCCAUUAGUUUGUGGAUAUCCAAAUAGAUCAAAAGUUCUACUAAAUUAUAGAAGAAAUGUUCCUUCUGAUAGAGGUGUUUAUAAGAGAAGUUUAAAUAGAAGAGUUGAUUCCUUAUUAGAAUCUCAUGAUGUUAAAAACAGUAUUUUACUAUUUAUAUGCAAAAACAAAUUAAUAGAUGAACCUUUAAAUAAAAAUGGUAUUUUAGUUUUAUUAAGUUUUAAGGUGAGGAAGAAUAGAAUGAUUCAGAGGAAGAAAUUAUUAAUACUUUUAAAGUUGGAUACAAGUAGACAAUCACUCAAUAAAUUGAAUCAAAAAGACCUUUAUCUUUUUAAGGUUGUAAUGAUGCAUUACAAGAUGAAGAAUUAGUAAAUUUAUUAUGAUUAUUCACAGCAAAAUAAAAUAAAGGAAAUUGUUAAAUAUCUAAAAAAAAAACAACGAAACUCUUUAUAAUAAGAAAAUAAAUAAGGAUAGAAAUUAGAAGCUGAAAAGACCAUGAAUUUCAAUUCAUUAAUGAAGGGGUCUGAAACCUCAAACUUAUUAUAUCCAAAAUAAUAAUCAAGUAGUUCAGAUCAAUUCUAAUAAGAUACGAAUAGAAGAGGUUCAAAAACAACACAAGGAAAAGCUAAAAAUUUAUUUGAUAUUUUUAUUUAAGGUUCAAUGAUGCCAAAUUAAAAUAAAAUAACAACAUAUGAAUAAUAAGAUUAUGAUGAUGAAUUUGGUAAAAAAAGAGGAUAAUAUAUUGAAUUAUUUGAAGGCUUUGAAAGAUUUAAAAAUUUUGAAAAUUAUCUUUCGCAAAACAAUUUGGAUACAAUCAUAAGAAAGAGAGAGAGAAAAAAGAAAUAAUUAUGA